This is a messenger RNA of Medioppia subpectinata, 522 nucleotides long. The record is from the annotation of a GenBank genome assembly. NCBI's taxonomy places the organism in Eukaryota, Metazoa, Arthropoda, Arachnida, Sarcoptiformes, Oppiidae.
AUGGUGAACAACGGGACCAAUCAUUACGAUCACGACAGGGAUGGCACUCAUUCAGAAUUGGCCGGAUGUGAGUCUAAGUUCAGAGGCAUAGAUCACGACACACUUCUGGCCAUCAGAUACGAGAACGAUGUGCUGACUGUCAACACCAAUAUCGACGGCACGGGUGAAUGGAAGGAAUGCUUUACUGUGAAAGGGGUUCGUUUGCCCACCGGUUACUACUUCGGUGUGACGGCCGCCACCGGAGACCUGAGUGACAAUCACGACCUCAUCUCAAUCAAGUCAUACGAACUCGAAGUGCCGCUCGUUUUGAAUAAUCCGCUCGAAGACAGGUCUAAGAUAGUUCCGUCCGCCUCUAUCUUCGCACCGCCGCGAGACCACACCCCAGACCCGCCCCCACCCAUGUCUGGCUUCAAACUGUUUCUCAUAAUACUUUGUGCCAUAAUUGGAGUCAUAGUCUGUGUUGUCGUCGGAAUUAUGGUCUUCCAGAAGAAUCAACAGAACUCUCGAAAGAGGUUUUACUAA